Procambarus clarkii (red swamp crayfish) is the source of this 2649-nucleotide messenger RNA. RefSeq names its product solute carrier family 12 member 8. NCBI's taxonomy places the organism in Eukaryota, Metazoa, Arthropoda, Malacostraca, Decapoda, Cambaridae. The record is from RefSeq and is a predicted model, not a curated record. Gene Ontology annotation, molecular function: potassium:chloride symporter activity. Gene Ontology annotation, biological process: potassium ion homeostasis; chloride transmembrane transport; chloride ion homeostasis. Gene Ontology annotation, cellular component: membrane.
GAACACGACAACGCAGUUAGUGAACCCAAGUCUCCAACAAUCAUCACAAGUUGUUACGCGAAUAUUAAGACAAGUACAGACGGACAAUUCCACCUGGAACUCUCACUAUUAAUACCAAACAUAUCACAUAGAACUGUAAAGGCCAGGCAAGGCUCACCGUGCGUGUGUACCACCACCUGCAGUGACCACCACACACACACACCCACCAAGUUAUAGCGAACAUGUCAGCGAAAACAGCAGUCGACUGGAGUCGCUUCGGGCUGGCCUCUGACGGGGAGCGGGAGGCGUCAGAGACCACACGACUCAAGGACCCGGCACUGGACGAGGGCUACUACGGCGGCCACCACGCCGAGCUCUUCACCGGCGAGAAGGGGGACGUACCAUGGUGGAAAAGCACCUUUUUCGUGAGCGAGCGGGUGCUGUUCGGAACGUGGGAUGGAGUGUUCACCUCGUGCCUCGUCAACCUCCUGGGCGUCAUCGUCUUCCUGAGAGCCGGCUGGGUGGUCGGGGAGGCUGGCGUCCCGCUGGCCGCCCUUGCUGUCAUCGUCUCCGUGUUGGUGGUGCUGACGUCGGUGGUAUCAGCAGUUGGGAUCUGUGAGAGGACGAGGAUGGAGAACGGGGGCAUUUACUCCCUUAUCUCCCAUGUCCUAGGCUCCCAGGUCGGCGGCUCUGUGGGACUUGUCUACUGCUUUGGCCAGACAGUGGGCAUCUCGCUGUGUGUCACUGGGUUCGGGGAGUCGAUGGCAGAGCUGGUGUCAGUGCCAGGAGUGUGGGCAGAGAAGGCCAUGGGCUGCGGUGCCCUGCUGAUCCUGGCACUCAUCAACGUGGCAGGUGUCAAGUGGGUCAUCAAGGUCCAGUUCAUCCUCCUCCUCCUCGUAGUCCUCGCAGCCCUCGACUUUGUCUUCGGCAGCUUCCUCGACCACUCCGACGAGCCGGGAGUGACCGGAUGGUCUGGGGUGACGUGGGCCAACAACACGUCGCCAGGGUACACGUCUGGCACGUCCUGGUUCACGGUGCUGGGAGUGUUCUUCCCUAGUGUCACAGGCAUCAUGGCGGGCAUCAACAUGAGUAGCGACCUGCGACACCCAGCCAGGGACAUCCCCGUCGGAACCCUCUCAGCCCUCGGUCUGAGUACUGUGCUAUACCUGGUGUUCGUGGUAGUGUUGGGCGCCACGGUAGAACGGAAGGUCUUGCUCACUGAUUACAUGAUCACGGAGAAGGUGUCAGCUCUAGGAGUGCUGCUUGUGGCGGGUCUCUACACCACCACACUCUCCGCCACUCUGGCCUCCCUCUACGCGUCGCCUCGCGUCCUACAGUCCAUCGCAGCUGAGAAUGUUGUUCCGUUUCUCUCUCCGCUGGCAAAAGGGAAAGGUCCAAACAAAGUACCGGUGUUGUCACUGGUGGUGACGGUGGUGGUGACGGUGGUGUUCCUGAUGGUGGGAAGGAUCAACACUCUGGCACCCAUCGUUACUAUGCCCUUCCUCGCCACCUACGCCGCUAUUGACUAUGCCUACUUCGCCCUCGCUAUGACAGCGGACCUGCAGAAGGCGCGGGAGGCCAGGUUCAGAAAUCAAACAUUCGGAACCCCGACCUUCGCCUCCGGCGGCGGCACCGGCGGCGCCAGCGACCUGGACCACCUGUUCCCAGAGAGAAUAACACACAAGAAGGUCAUCACGACAGCUGCCAGUUCAGGAACGUCAAGUCUGGUGUCGUCCCCAGAUGACCACUCCAGCAUCAAGUCAGACACUGACCGCUCCACAAAGGAGGAAGAGAGCGUUGGUAGCGGCGUGGCGGCCGGUGGAGCAGGAGGGCUGGCGCCGGCUGGUCCAGGCGCCGGCCCGCUCGACAUCACCAGCAAGGCUACCCACUGGUAUUCUUACCUCUGCAACCGCUGGCUCUCCCUCCUGGGGGUUUGUGUGAAGGUGUCGAUGAUGGUGUGUGUUCACUGGGCUUACGGUCUCCUCACCCUCCUCACCACACUGCUCAUAUAUGUCUACAUCGGCCAGGCCGCCCCCGGAGGUCCUCCUGGUAUUGCCACCCACUUCGUCUUCCUCCGAUGGCUCAAAAAUAUGUGCCUUACGUGCAUUGGGCAGCAGUCAGCUGAGUAUGACCAGGUGGUGGUGACUCCGCUUCACCCGGGCGUCGAGGUCACUGCCAAUCAGCUGACUGAAGAAAAUGAAGACUUCGCUGCCAGGUCUCGUUAUCACCAGUCAACCCCAGGCCAGGCACUCCCAGACCUGCCACAGUCUCGCUGACCCGCCUCCACCAUCUGACUUGGGCACAGUUAGUCCUUUAUUAUGCACCCUAUACCCAUCCCCCUGGGCGGUGGGGGAAGAGGUUACAGAGGAACAUAACGGGUUGAGGAAGUGAACACCACAAUUCAAUUAGCUAAGCGAGUAACAAUCUUAUGAAGCCAAAUUCUUUUAUUACACACAUGCAUAUGCAUAUAUGUAUACAUAUAUUUGGUGGAUAUAUACAGGGAUAGAGUACUAGGUGACAGUUUUUUUUAUCUAGGACCAUCCCCAAGAUCUCUUUCUUUAUCAGAAGUCUUUAAAGAUUUCUCACAUAAUUUAUAGGUUGUGUGGGAUCUAUGUUCUCUUUUUCCACAUUCCAUAACAUGGCAUUUAUUCACAUUCAAUUCCAUUUACC